Messenger RNA from Guyanagaster necrorhizus, 549 nucleotides. RefSeq lists its product as uncharacterized. NCBI's taxonomy places the organism in Eukaryota, Fungi, Basidiomycota, Agaricomycetes, Agaricales, Physalacriaceae. Bases 1 to 549 code for a protein of 182 amino acids. The record is from RefSeq and is a predicted model, not a curated record. The transcript is spliced from 2 exons.
AUGAAGGCCGAAGUCACCAGACAACACCAGGCGCUCGUUCAUGACUCUCAUCCGAGGCCGACGAGCCCGCGACCGCCGUCGGUAUCAUUCGAGGCGUUCAGCGGUCGAUACGAAAAUUCAGGCUACGGCACAAUCGAUUUCUGUUUCACUUUUAUGAAUAGGACAGCAGCAGAUCUUCUCUCACCAUGCGAUGAUUCAUCGACGGUACUCCCGGAUGCUAUCGAUCCCUCCGUGCCGACCCUUCUAGCGAAAUGGGACAAGACCUGGUCGACCCAUAUCAUGCUGACUCACUUCGAUGGAAAUCUCUUCAAUGUCAGCACUCUCGAAAGUAGACACACAAUCAAUGAUACUCAACCAUUUUGGACUGCGGUAGUGCAUGAAGGUAACAUCGUGACUGCGGAGUUUGCCUUUGGCCAGGAGGAGGAAGGCCAACGCUCAAUUAGCGGGUUCGGAUUAACAGGCGAUAUAUGGGGAGCAGGUGCUGAAGCUGGUACAAGAACGGGUGUGACUAUUCAGGACCGUGCAGAGGUGUGGUUUCACAAGAUCUAA